AACGGGCGGGACAUUAGUUAUGUGUAUGUACUUCAUCAAGUCUCUCUCGGCUUCAUUUUUGUUGUUGUUGCUGUCUCGACAGUGUAACUGAAGCGGAAAGUGUGGAGCUGUCUGAAGAUUACAACACUUCAGCUUUCCUCACUGGUAUUUGCUUGUUCCUUCAAAUAAAUUCAAGGCACUGAAUGAAAAUGGCAUUGACAGUGUCGAGUGACUUGUCCGUCACUGUAAACACAGACGAGAAUGUUAAUAAAUUAACAGACAAACAGGAUGCACUGAAAAAGAGCAUACAGAAAGGAGAACCCAGAUCAAUAGGGAUUUCCCAGGUUAUGCUUGGAUUUCUGAUCAUCUCUUACUCUGUGCCACUGCUCUCUGCCAAACUCACAGAGGUCAUCUUGUAUGGUGUACCAUGGUGGAGCGGCAUAUCCUUUGUCAUUGCAGGUGCUGUUGCUCUUGUAAUGGAAAAACAGAACAGCAUUUCUUUGGUGUUUACAUGCAUGGUGAUCACAGUGUUGGCUGCAGUCAUCUCAGUCAUUGCAGUAAUCUUCUACAUCAUUGAUAUUAUUAAGCACCCACAGACUACUUGCAAGAUGAGCUCAACACAUAGAUGUGAUGACAUGUAUUAUGCCAUGAGACUCAGUGUAGAAGUGAAGUCAAUUCUCCUGUCCCUCAGCAUGGUGCAGACUGCUAUUUCCUCUGCUUUCGCAUUUGUUCUGUACAAAGAAAGGCAAAAUUAUAACAACUACCUGUUUGUGAAUUAAGCUGAAUUAAGAUGGAAAAAAACAUUGCUGGCUCUGGACUUCAAUCAACCAGUCACCAUACAUCUGUAUUUUUACAUAUUUCUAUAAUAUAUGGGUUCACUUAUUCUUAGAUAUAUAGUAUUGUGUAAUGGAUAAUAUGUAUUGGGAUGCAUUGGGAAUUUUCUUAACAUUUUAUAAAGUAGGCUGCAUAGAAAGAAUCUUUUAAAUUGCAUUACAGUUGCACUCAAACUGUGUUGUGAAAGAGUACAUUUCAGCUGAAAAACAGAGAACUGGCCUAGUGUUUUGCUAGUUCCCUUGAAUGUACAGUACAAUCUGUGUUGGGUCGGCUCUUGCAGCUGGUGGCCUUUAACCUUCCAAAAUUCUUCCUCAAGUCCCUACAGUAUUUCUCUCAUGAAACAACAGAAGUACUCAGCUCUUCUUCUUCUUCUUCUUCUUCUUCUUCUUCUGUGAUGGGAAACAGUCUACAAUGUCCAUACAGUUAAAUUGUCCCAUAAUUUAUUGUAUGCUCCAAAUUUAUAGAUGCCAAAAAUGAAUGUGCAUAUUUAGUUGUUAGCUACAGCACAUUUGUUUUGUGUUGUUUUUCUUUCUUAAAAUGUAUUGAUUUGUGAUUUUCUAUGGGAAUUUCAGACAGAAAAAUGUCAUAAGGAAUUUAUAUUAUAUUUUUUAAUUGUU
Messenger RNA from Neoarius graeffei (lesser salmon catfish), 1430 nucleotides. It is a transcript of the gene tmem176, whose product is annotated as transmembrane protein 176. The transcript has 8 exons. Gene Ontology annotation, cellular component: membrane. Bases 183 to 758 code for a protein of 191 amino acids. The record is from RefSeq and is a predicted model, not a curated record. NCBI's taxonomy places the organism in Eukaryota, Metazoa, Chordata, Actinopteri, Siluriformes, Ariidae.